Messenger RNA from Vigna angularis (adzuki bean), 756 nucleotides. RefSeq lists its product as uncharacterized. The transcript has a single exon. Bases 1 to 756 code for a protein of 251 amino acids. The record is from RefSeq and is a predicted model, not a curated record. Lineage: Eukaryota; Viridiplantae; Streptophyta; Magnoliopsida; Fabales; Fabaceae.
AUGGGAUUUGAGGUUGCUAGAUCUAAAAAGGGGAUACAUCUCUGCCAAAGAAAGUAUGCCCUUGACAUCCUUGAAGAAACAGGAAUGUUGGGAAGCAAACCAUGCUCUACACCCUUUUUGAGCAACACAAACUCAUUAUAUAAAACAGAGAAUUAUAUGGAUAAUCCUAGUGCCUAUCGCAGAUUAAUAGCGAAGCUUUUCUAUUUGACUAAUACUAGGCCUGACUUGUGUUUUACUGUUAACUUAUUAAGUCAGUUUAUGCAGGAGCCUACUAAUUAUCACUAUCAAGCCUUGCAACAUAUUUUAAGAUAUGUCAAAUCCAGCCCUUUAGAAGGACUCUUCUUUGCAGCUGACUCUGACAUACAGAUUAAAGGGUUCAGUGUUUCGGAUUGGGCCACUUGCCCUAACACAAGAAGGUCAACUAUUGGUUAUUGUGUUUUCCCAGGAUCCUCAGUGGUUUCAUGGAGGUCAAAGAAACAAAGUAUUGUAUUAAGAUCAUCUACUGAAGCAGAGUAUCGUGCUCUUGCUGCCACUAUUUGUGAGAUGCAGUGGCUUCACUACCUCCUACAAGACCUUCAAAUUCAGCCCACUUCUAUUGUUGUCCUCUACUGCGACAGCAACUCCGCCAAACACAUUGCCCACAACCAGAGUUUCCAUGAGCGAACCAAGCACUUGAGUUGGAAUGCCACGUGGUUCGUGAGAAGAUUCAAGCCAAAUUUCUACGCCUUCUUCCCAUUCGAUCAGAAGAGCAGCUAG